AUGGUCCUCUUAACAAUGCUGGUCCUGAUGAGCUUGGCGUUUGGUGAGUUUGAACGUUAUGAUCAAGAACCCCUUCAUCAGAUUCAUUUAAACAAAUACCUAAGCUGCUAUCGAUGCCUCUUGGAGACCAAGGAGGUGGGAUGCCUUCUGGGAUCUGACAUCUGCCUCGCCCCAAAGGGCAGCAGCUUCAUGACUCUGCUCAUAAAGAGCAACAGUGGUUCGGAGAUCGUGGUGAGUGACUGCCGCAGCAAGGAGCAGAUGAGUGAUCGCUCGUACACCCACACUCCUCCAGUGCUGGGCUUCUAG
This is a messenger RNA of Delphinapterus leucas (beluga whale), 306 nucleotides long. It is a transcript of the gene LY6G5C, whose product is annotated as lymphocyte antigen 6 family member G5C. Lineage: Eukaryota; Metazoa; Chordata; Mammalia; Artiodactyla; Monodontidae. Gene Ontology annotation, cellular component: external side of plasma membrane. The record is from RefSeq and is a predicted model, not a curated record.